UCGGAAUCCUCUGUUGUGUUCUAGUCAUGUCUGCUGUUGUCUUCUGAUGUCGUCAUUUGUCUGGUCUGGUAUUGUCUGUGUCUUUGUCACAUAUUUUUAGUUAAUAAAUCCUGUUUAUUUUUACGCUAUCCUGCAGUUGGGUCUAUUUUAUCUCCCCGUCGCUGACAGAAGGAUUCCGCCACUUUAAAACCCAGCAGGAUAGCUUCAGCCCGGACCAGCCUAUUGUGGCAGCAUUUUUUUUUUCUUCUCCUGACUUCAUUUUUCUGCCCUGGAUUUUGUGGUUUUGGUGACAUUGGUCCGCAUUUUUCCGGUGAGGGACACCGCUCCGUUUCCGAUUUUCCGUGGAGGACGCUGCCCCACUUCCUGUCCACGGGGGGUGAUGCAGGCCUGUGUUUUGCCCCAUUGAUUUUUUUUCGUUGAUUUUUUUUCUCUGUGGAGGAAGAUAUUUUUUUUCUGCUCGGCUGUGGACGUCGCUCGGCCCUUCUGCUCGGCUGUGGACGUCGCUCGGCUGUGGACAUCGCUCGGCCCUCUCUGGCUGUGCCGCCGUGUGCAUUGCUACCCCCACCUGCCUAAGCAUGUGCCUUGCUACCCCCACCUGCCUAAGCGUGUGCCUUGCUACCCCCACCUGCCUCGCCAUGUGCCUUGCUUCCCCCCUCCUGGACCUCGUCGGGACUGUCAUUAAGACGGAUUGGAGCCGCACCUCGAGGGGGUGCUGUCAGGACUCGGCCUGGACUUUGGCCAUGUGUAUCUGUUUAUGUUUUGUGUCACAUGUCUGCCCCGCCCUUGUCGCUUCCUCCCCGCCUCUGCACACCUGUUCCUCAUGUGUUAAUUGUUGUCAGUAUUUAGUCGAGCCGCGUUGCCUUACAACGGAAUCCUCUGUUGUGUUCUAGUCAUGUCUGCUGUUGUCUUCUGAUGUCGUCAUUUGUCUGGUCUGGUAUCGUCUGCGUCUUUGUUUCAUGUUUUUUAGUUAAUAAAUCCUGUUUAUUUUUACACUAUCCUGCAGUUGGGUCUAUUUUAGUGUGAAGUCUCAGUCUAACUACACACCGAACUGUUGCUUUGUCUUCUUGUGUUGUUUGCUAUGUUUAUGAUCUGUGUUUUUUGUUUUGUGGCUGAUUCUCCAUUUUGUGAUUUAGAGUUUGCCGUCGUUGUCCUCGUUGCUUUUCAUACUGUACUUUAACUCUCUUUAUUUAAAUAUAUUGUCUUCUGGUAAGGUAAGAUUCUGACUUCUGUGUACUAUCUGCUUAACUCACUUUGUUCUAGAGUUGUGGGAUUUAAAUUUUGUUUUAUUCUAUAGUAUUGUUAAUCUUAUUGUGUUGGUCUUUGCUUAGUUGUUCUCUCAGCUGAUUAAUCAGGAGUAGUUUCAGUCUCCCUUAAGGUGUGAAUUGUGGGCAGGGCUUUAAUCAUUUAAACUGAAGGUUUGUAAGUAUCUUUCUAACCCAUUACAAACGAGUGUUUAGUACUGUUUGAUAUUUUACCACACCACGUUUUAAUUCUCACUCUUGGUUGACUGAAGAUAUUUGCCUCAAACCCAUCUCUGUGCUCAAUUCCUACUGUCGCAGACGCUCUCGUCUACAGAGCAGAAGUCACAAUCCCAGUAAACUCAUCUACCCUCCUCUGUUGUGUAAGUCACAAACAGUGGUGGUAGGUGGGCUCUGGAAUUGCCAGUCUGCAGUAAAGUAAGCUGAUUUUAUCUCUGCUUUAACGUCCCAUUACUCCUUUUGAUUUUCUUGCGUUACCAGAGACCUGGAUAUCCCCACAGAACACUGCUACACCAGCUGCUUUAUCCUCUGCCUAUGCUUUCUCUCACUCACCAUGAGAAACAGGCAGGGGUGGUGGUACAGGUUUAUCGUUGUCAUGGAGAUGGUGUUUCACACCUCUCCUCUUGUCUCAUUUAACCAUCUCCUCUUUUGAAUUCCAUGCCAUUUCAGUCACAUCUCCAAUCAACCUUAUCAUUGUUGUCUACUGCCCUCCUGGUUCCCUAGGUGACUUCCUGGAAGAAAUAUACACACCUAAAGAAAGUGUGAAUGUAUUUACGGCGGUGUGUGUUGAUGCUGCAGUCGCUUCAGCAUGUAAACAGGAAACCCUCACUGAGGCCCUGCACCUCAGGCUGCACCUCGUCUCCUUCACUCAGUGACGUCAGACCUGCUUUAGUUUUAAUCCUCAGUAACUCAGAACAGAAUGAGGUACAGAAACAUGACCCUAUGAGUGAUGACGGAUUUGAUCAAAGUUAAUUAUCUAGAAUUUCUAAAAAUCUGCUGCUGACAGUCACAAAUCUGACGCGAUGAUCAUGUUCUUUUUUUCUCCGAAAUGAUCAUCGCCUCAUUUUAAACUGGUGACGUGGCUUUUUGUUUUCAGUGGAAAAAGUGUCUUAGCCACAAGCCUGAAUUCACGACCUGCAAGGUAACAAAAAAUGUUCCACUGGCUCGGACCAAUCGUGUUACAGAUUCUAUCAACAUCAAAGUCUUCUUCUUGAAACAGUAAACAUCACAGUUUAACCGCAACCAAUCAGCUGCUAGAUAGCAGGUGAUAUUUUCCACUGACGUGGACCAAUCAGAUUAAAGAGCAUGAAAGAGCUUCAGCAGCACGAGCCGCUCAGCACCAGAGUCUGAGAUGGAGACAUCAAGAGUUGCUCUCAUCGCUCUCGUGUGUGUUGUGUUCUCCAGUCAGAAGAGGAUCUCUGGAGCAGAAGUGGAGAUGAGAGUCAGACCAGGAGACGACGUCACUCUCUACUGUGACUGUGUUUGGAAAGUUGGAUUUUAUCCGGUGUGGUUUAGAAACUGCUCAGAAGAAGAUCAUCCUACUGUUAAGAUCUCGAGGAAAGAACUGAUUGCUGGUGAUUUUCCAUGUUAUUCGUUUGUGUUGAACGUUUCCACCAACACGCACAAUCUGCUGAUUAAAAACAUCACAGAAUCAGAUCAGGGCCUGUACUACUGCGCUCUGAGUGAGAAUAUGGUUAUGGACUAUAAAAAUGGUACAAUACGCUUCGGUGACGUUUAUCACUAUGGAAACAGAUCAACUCGACUCUCUGUACUCACAGAACCCUGUCACAGUGUAUCAGAGGAGAGUGUAAGCUGUGUAAGCUGGAGUCUAGUGUUCAGUAUGUGUGUUGUGUGUGUUCUCCUCUCCUCACUCCUCUCCUCCAUCUGUGUGUACUGCGUCUGCACAAACACCACUAAAGUGAGAGUCAAAGCUGAUCUGACAGGAAGUGACAAAAGGACGACUCUGAGACGUGAAGAAGUCGGAGAUGAUGAGGUUUGUUACGCCUCACUGGACACCAAGAAGCUCGAGAGGAAGAAGAUGAAGAGGAAGAAGAGAAUUCAGCACUCUGAUUUCAGCACAUACUCAGAGGUCAGAACUGAGAGAACUGAGAGAUUCUGAGGAGGCGUUAAUGAGUUCUGAACUUCCUGUUACAUCACAGUGUUUUAUUCUGAUCAACUGUUUUUACUUCCUUUAUGACUUUAAUCCUAAUGAGAGAAAUUAAUUUGAGAUUCUUGCUGCUUGUGCUUUAUGGUUUUAUUACUGAUGUCUGAUUCUUUAUUUUUCUUUGUAUUAUAU
Tachysurus vachellii is the source of this 3555-nucleotide messenger RNA. RefSeq lists its product as uncharacterized. Bases 2611 to 3378 code for a protein of 255 amino acids. The record is from RefSeq and is a predicted model, not a curated record. Lineage: Eukaryota; Metazoa; Chordata; Actinopteri; Siluriformes; Bagridae. The transcript has 4 exons.